AUGAACAUACCUGAACUACCACCUAAGCCAAAGGUUAGGAAUCCUGAGACAGUUUCAUUGCACUUUCCACGCCCAGAAAAGUGUCAUUUGCUUACAGCGAAUGACUUACAAAGCUUAUUACGAGAAAGGGACAAGCUACAGCUCUAUGUUAGUAAAUUUGUCGACGGUGAAGAUAUCAAGGUUAAUGCCCAGUCGUAUAAGAAUGCAUUAAACAUGCUUGGAAAUGCAUAUGUUGAAUUGGAAGCUGAACGAAAAAAAAUGCAAGAUGAAAUGGAUAGGUACUAUCGCUUGGAAUUUCAAUACCAUGAGAAAUGGCAAGAACUAGACUAUAUUGUCAAGGAUCAAUUUGACACUCAGGCAUUAAAAAAUCGACUAAAGACCAAGGUGAAAGAGUUGGAAGCAGAUAGCGAGUUACUUGAAAAUCAGCAAAAUUUUAAGGAUGUAGAUAGUUUCAUUUCAGAAUAUCUCAGUUUCAGAACCGCAUAUCAUCUACAUAACGAAAAGCUGCAAACAUUUGACUUCCUGGGUAUUCUGCGGCAAUGA
Eremothecium sinecaudum is the source of this 543-nucleotide messenger RNA. RefSeq names its product ESCRT-I subunit protein SRN2 (gene SRN2). The coding region runs from base 1 to 543 and encodes 180 amino acids. The transcript has a single exon. The record is from RefSeq and is a predicted model, not a curated record. Lineage: Eukaryota; Fungi; Ascomycota; Saccharomycetes; Saccharomycetales; Saccharomycetaceae.